GCGGAUCCUCAUGUCAAUCAUUACUUCACUGCAUGACGUAGCUGAACAUCCUCCUCCUCGCUUCUUCCAUCGGCUGUUGUUCUUAAAAUGGCGCCUUUGGACCUGGAUAAGUAUGUUGAGAUUGCGAGACAGUGCAAGUAUCUUCCAGAGAACGAUUUAAAGAGAUUGUGUGACUAUGUAUGUGACCUGUUACUUGAGGAAUCAAAUGUACAACCAGUAUCUACUCCAGUCACUGUAUGCGGGGACAUCCAUGGACAGUUUUAUGACCUCUGUGAACUCUUCAGAACUGGAGGACAAGUACCAGACACAAACUACAUUUUUAUGGGUGACUUUGUUGACCGAGGUUACUACAGCUUAGAAACAUUCACAUAUUUGCUAGCACUUAAAGCCAAAUGGCCUGACCGCAUCACACUGUUGCGUGGCAAUCACGAGAGCAGGCAGAUCACACAAGUCUAUGGCUUUUAUGAUGAGUGUCAAACUAAAUAUGGAAAUGCAAAUGCCUGGCGAUACUGCACAAAAGUUUUUGACAUGCUGACAGUUGCUGCCUUGAUAGAUGAGCAAAUCCUUUGUGUGCAUGGUGGCCUUUCACCUGACAUCAAAACUCUUGACCAGAUUCGCACUAUUGAACGCAAUCAGGAAAUCCCCCACAAGGGAGCAUUUUGUGAUCUUGUCUGGUCUGACCCAGAGGAUGUGGACACCUGGGCUAUCAGUCCAAGAGGUGCUGGCUGGCUGUUUGGUGCUAAGGUUACCAAUGAGUUUGUUCAUAUCAACAAUUUGAAGCUGAUUUGCCGUGCACAUCAGCUGGUUCACGAGGGCUACAAAUUCAUGUUUGAUGAGAAGCUAGUGACCGUCUGGUCAGCUCCAAACUACUGCUACCGCUGCGGUAACAUUGCCUCCAUCAUGGUCUUCAAGGACGUGAACACAAGGGAACCAAAGUUAUUCCGGGCCGUUCCCGACUCUGAAAGGGUUAUACCACCAAGAACGACAACACCCUAUUUCCUCUGAAGUCUUCAUUGCAUAGUUCAACCCUCCCCCUUUACAUUGUUCUGUCAAAUCUCUUUUAUUGUCUUUAUUUUUUCUGUAUUUCUUUUUUUAAACAAAUAUUUUUGUAAAGAUUGAAGCAAUCUCCCCAAUAACAACAGUAAUAUAUGGUCAGCACUAUGAACUGUACUGGUUAUGUUUAAGUUGGUCAGUCUAUUUAGUUAAAGUAUGAACGUGACAGUAAUCAAGUGGACAUCUGUGUGCUGUUUUCGAUGCGACUUUUCUUAUAGGGCUUUAAAUGUAACCUACUGCCCCUGAGAGUCAUUGACCAUUCAAUAAGAAGCUAUUUAUGUUUAGCUAAUGGCACCAGAUUGUAUUUUUCAGAGGGCCGAGCAGAAAAACUGAAAUUUUCUGACAGUGUUUUUCCUUUUACUAUUUUUCAAAUGGAUGUUGACCAGAACACAGGAGGCUGUGAUUAUUUUGUACAUUAAUAUAAUUGUAUUGAUUUAACCAUCUUUUUCUCAGAAUUGUUGUAUUUUAUUAUUGUAGAGAACGGCAACCCAUUUACCAACUAAAUAUUGAAAAUAAACUUCUUUAUUAUUAAGUUAAAUAA
Misgurnus anguillicaudatus (oriental weatherfish) is the source of this 1594-nucleotide messenger RNA. NCBI's taxonomy places the organism in Eukaryota, Metazoa, Chordata, Actinopteri, Cypriniformes, Cobitidae. The record is from RefSeq and is a predicted model, not a curated record.